AUGGAUGCUCCUGUUCCACCACCUUCCACACCAACUCUACUAGAACUCUGCACUAAUCUCCUCCAAAAAUCUCUAAACUCCAACAAUGCUCGUUUCACAGCUCAACUGGUUCAUUGCCGCGUCAUCAAAUCAGGUCUCUUCUUCAGCGUCUACCUCAUCAACAAUCUAAUGAAUAUCUACUCAAAAACAGGCUACACCCUCCACGCACGCAAACUGUUCGACGAAAUGCCUCUGAGAACUGCCUUCUCAUGGAACACAGUUCUCUCUGCAUAUUCGAAACAAGGAGACAUGGAUUCCACGCGAGAGUUCUUUGAUCAAAUGCCUCAGAAGGAUUCUGUCUCAUGGACCACGAUGAUCGUAGGGUUCAAGAAGGUUGGUCAGUACCAAAAGGCUGUAAGAACUAUGGGGGAGAUGAUGAAGGAAGGUGUUGAACCGACGCAGUUCACGCUCACGAAUGUUCUUGCUUCCGUUGCUGCAAAUGGGUCGUUGAGUACAGGUCGAAAGGUUCAUACUUUCAUCGUUAAGCUUCGCCUUUCGAGUAACGUUUCGGUUUCUAACUCACUGCUGAGUAUGUAUGCGAAAUGUGGUGAUCCUUUGAUGGCAAGAGUUGUUUUUGAUAGAAUGGUGGUUAGAGAUGUAUCAAGCUGGAACGCUAUGAUAGCUUUAUAUAUGCAGGUUGGUCAGGUUGAUCUUGCUAUGGCGCAGUUUGAGGAAAUGGAUGAGAGAGAUAUCGUUACUUGGAACUCUAUGAUCGCUGGUUAUAAUCAGCGAGGGUAUGAUCUCAGAGCUUUAGACAUGUUUUCAAAGAUGAUGAGAGAGUCUCUUUUGUCGCCGGAUAGAUUCACUCUAUCAAGUGUGUUAUCUGCUUGUGCUAACCUUGAGAAGCUUUGUGUUGGGAAGCAGAUUCAUUCUCAUAUUGUCGCAACAGGAUUUGAUGUCUCUGGAAUCGUGUUGAACGCUAUGAUCUGUAUGUAUUCGAGGUGUGGAGGGAUCGAAACUGCGAGAAGGAUUAUUGAGCAGAGAGGAAGUGUUGAUCUCAAGAUUGAAGGCUUUACAGCUUUGCUUGAUGGGUACAUUAAGCUUGGAGAUAUGAACCAAGCUAAGGUUAUAUUUGACUCGUUGAAAGACCGUGAUGUAGUUGCGUGGACCGCUAUGAUCGUUGGAUAUGAGCAACACGGUUUGUACGGUGAAGCUAUAAACCUUUUCAGAACAAUGGUUGGGGGAGGACAGAGACCGAACAGCUACACACUUGCAGCGAUGUUAAGUGUAUCUUCAAGCUUAGCAUCGUUGGGUCACGGCAAGCAGAUCCAUGGGAAUGCUGUAAAGUCAGGGGAAGUUUAUUCGGUUUCUGUCAGCAAUGCGUUGAUAACUAUGUAUGCAAAGGCAGGUAGCAUUACAUCAGCAAGACGGGCGUUUGAUUUGAUACGGUCUGAAAGAGAUACAGUGUCCUGGACCUCCAUGAUUAUUGCUUUGGGACAGCACGGUCACGCAGAGGAAGCACUUGAGCUCUUUGAGACAAUGCUGAUGGAGAGGCUAAGACCUGAUCACAUAACAUACGUUGGUGUGUUCUCUGCUUGUACUCACGCUGGUUUAGUCAAUCAUGGACGUCAAUACUUUGAAAUGAUGAAGACUGUGGAUAAGAUUAAACCUACUCUUAGCCACUACGCUUGUAUGGUGGACCUGUUUGGACGUGCUGGUUUAUUGCAGGAAGCAUACGAGUUCAUCGAAAAGAUGCCGGUUGAGGCAGAUGUAGUGACAUGGGGUUCACUGCUUUCUGCUUGUAGGGUUCACAAGAACGUUGAUCUUGGGAAAAUUGCAGCAGAGAGAUUGCUUUUAAUCGAGCCAGAGAACAGUGGAGCAUACUCAGCCUUGGCUAACUUAUACUCAGCUUGUGGAAAAUGGGACGAGGCUGCGAAGAUAAGAAAAUCAAUGAAGGAUGGGAGAGUGAAGAAAGAACAAGGUUUUAGCUGGAUUGAAGUGAAGCAUAAAGUCCAUGUCUUCGGAGUUGAAGAUGGGAUUCAUCCACAGAAGAAGGAGAUUUACAUAACCAUGAAGAAGAUAUGGGAUGAGAUAAAGAAAAUGGGUUAUAUUCCUGACACAGCUUCAGUACUACACGACCUAGAAGAAGAGGUUAAGGAGCAGAUUCUAAGGCACCAUAGUGAGAAGCUAGCAAUAGCUUUUGGGCUGAUUAGCACUCCUGAUAAAACCACGUUAAGGAUCAUGAAGAAUCUAAGAGUGUGUAAUGAUUGUCAUACGGCUAUAAAGUUCAUCUCCAAGCUUGUGGGAAGGGAGAUAAUAGUGAGAGAUGCUACAAGGUUUCACCAUUUCAAAAAUGGGUUUUGUUCUUGCCGGGAUUACUGGUGAUCUAACUCAAGAGCCAUUGUACAAUACUUACAUAUCAGCACCAAACGUAGAGAUUUAGGUAUGGCUUGAUUUGAGGGUAACCAUCACUAUUCUUUAUUGGUUUAUAUGUUGUAUUGCUGUCAUCAUUAUUGAGGAUUAGAAUAUGACGACAUAGCAUUUGAGACUCUUUAGUACUAUAGAGAUUAUGGUGGUUAAAGGAGAAGGAUAAUAUGAACGAUGGAGAUGUUUUGAGGAAAGCAUCAAAGAGAAAGAGAGAGAGAGUAAUGGAACCGAGAACAAUUAAAAAG
Messenger RNA from Eruca vesicaria subsp. sativa (arugula), 2651 nucleotides. The record is from the annotation of a GenBank genome assembly. Lineage: Eukaryota; Viridiplantae; Streptophyta; Magnoliopsida; Brassicales; Brassicaceae.